This is a messenger RNA of Solanum verrucosum, 2038 nucleotides long. RefSeq lists its product as uncharacterized. The coding region runs from base 212 to 2014 and encodes 600 amino acids. The transcript is spliced from 14 exons. Gene Ontology annotation, molecular function: protein-disulfide reductase activity; nucleic acid binding; RNA-DNA hybrid ribonuclease activity. The record is from RefSeq and is a predicted model, not a curated record. NCBI's taxonomy places the organism in Eukaryota, Viridiplantae, Streptophyta, Magnoliopsida, Solanales, Solanaceae.
ACCCACCCACCCCCAUCUCUCACACUUACACUCUCUCCAUGCGUUCUUGUUCAUGCUUCAAGGUCCUACUCAAGAACAGGUCAGUCUCAUCUGGUAAUUGAGGGCUUCUAAUCUUGGAACUGUUCAAUCUCUUCGCAGCUGAGUCUGAUUAUGUCUGGAGGAAUCCUCCCUAAUUUGCCUAAGUUGGUGAAUCUGACUGAAGUCCUGUGGAAUGAACAGCUUGUUUCAUGCAUGUUCAACUGCAAUAUUAACAAGGACUAGCCAUCUUGUUGUGAAGAGUUCAAUCUGUGGAUUUCCAUCUCUUUCAUGGAAGACAAGCGUUGGUCAUGCUAGAAUUAGAAAAGUUGAUUCCAACUUGUAUUUGAAUAGAGUUUCUGUUUGUUGCUAUUCGUCCAAAAAACAUAGUGGAGAUAGUUCUCCAUCGCAGAAUUCUGAUUCCACUCCAGAAAUGAAAGAAGAGAGAGAUGGUUUCUUUGUUGUUAGGAAAGGAGAUCUGGUUGGAGUCUACAAAAACUUGAGUGAUUGCCAGACCCAAGUUGGAUCAUCGAUAUGUGAUCCUCCUGUUAGUGUGUACAAAGGCUAUGCCAUGCCUAAGGACACAGAAGAAUAUCUUCUUUCUUGUGGGCUUAAAAAUGCUCUCUAUUCUAUCAGAGCUGCAGAUCUUACCGAAGAUCUCUUUGGGACUCUAGUACCAUGCCCUUUUCAGCAACCUUCUUCUUCAAAAAGUGGAACAUCUGAUCAUUUGCCAAAGAAAAGGCCACAGGAAGCAGUGUGGUCAGAAUAUGCGGAUGCUGUUGGAUCAGCGGUUGUUUCAAAUGAUUCCGCAAGAAAGCAUGUCAAGUUAGAACAACAAAAGGGCGACCAAGUUCUAGCUCUACCAUCUGGUCAGCGGUCAUGUACUCUUGAAUUCGAUGGUGCUUCAAAGGGAAAUCCUGGACAAGCUGGAGCGGGAGUUGUUAUACGGGCGGAUGAUGGAAGCAUGACCCUCAGGCUACGUGAAGGUUUAGGAGUGGCAACAAGCAAUCAUGCUGAAUACAGGGCCUUUAUUUUGGGUUUGAAACAUGCUCUUAGAGAAGGGUUUACAAGUAUUCGUGUUCAAGGUGACUCCAAGCUUGUUUGUAUGCAGAUCCAAGGUCUGUGGAAGGUUAAAAAUCAAAACAUUGCCCUGGUGUUUGAGCAGGCAAAACAAUUGAAGGAAAGGUUCCUUUCUUUCCGCAUCAUUCAUGUCCUUCGGGAAUCAAACUCUGAUGCAGAUCAGCAAGCAAACUUGGCUGUUGAACUUCCUGAGGGUCAAAUUCAAGAGGAGUUAGAGAAAAAAAGUCUCGAGAAAACUGAAAUUCUUAUGCUUCAUUCAUCUGCGAUGAAGAUUUUGAUGAUUAGGAGGGGUUUACGGUUACUGGCCACCGGAAAUUUGAACUCCUCGCCGUUGAUUUACCGGCGGCAUUCUUCUCACUCGACGUCCUCUUUCUCUAGUUCGUCUCGGUUGAAUGCUAACUUCGCCGCAGAUGAUUUGCUGCUCGGCGAUCAAUUAGCUACCUUGGCUUCCAAAGCGGAGAUUGCUCCGAAUCUACUUCAGCCUGGUGUCGUUGUCUAUGACGGCGUUUGUCAUCUUUGUCACAACGGUGUGAAAUGGGUGAUUAAAGCUGACAGGGAUAAGAAAAUCAAGUUCUGUUGCUUGCAGUCAAAGGCUGCUGAACCUUACAUGAGUGUGUGUGAUCUUGAUCGAGAUGACGUUCGUCGUCGCUUCUUAUUCAUUGAAGGCCCAGGUUUAUACCAUCAAGGCUCCACUGCUGCACUGAGGGUUCUAGCUCACUUGCCAUUACCUUACGCUGCGCUGAGUUGCCUCAUGAUUGUACCUACUCCUUUAAGGGAUGCUGUUUACGAUCAUGUUGCCAAGGAGAGGUAUAAAUGGUUUGGGAAGAGUGAUGACUGUUUGGUCCUCCGGGAACAAGACUUGCUUGACCGCUUCAUUGAUAGAGAAGAGCUGCUUGAACGUAGCCGAUCAGUCUUGUGAAAUGCUGCUUCAAUGAGUAUGAGA